UCUUCCACAAUCAUCCCUUCAAUUCAACAUUUCAUCUCCACUACGAAUUACUACCCACCUAUAUAUACAUACACCACCAAAUCAACCAUGGCAUACACUCAUAAUUGCUCAAUGAUCACUGUCCUCUUAUCUCUAUUGGUUUUUGCCACUUUCAUGACUACAUAUGCAGCUGGAAACUUUUACCAGAACUUUGAUAUAACAUGGGGAGAUGGUCGUGCCAAGAUACUCGACAACGGACAACUUCUCACUUUAUCCCUUGACAAAGCCUCUGGUUCUGGAUUUCAAUCCAAGAAUGAAUAUCUCUUUGGCAACAUUGAUAUGAAACGAAACUCUGCAGGAACGGUCACUGCUUACUAUUUGUCAUCAAAAGGAUCAAAUUGGGAUGAGAUUGACUUUGAAUUCUUAGGGAAUGUGAGUGGAGAACCAUACACUCUUCACACCAAUGUGUUUUGUCAAGGAAAAGGAAAUAGAGAACAACAAUUCCAUCUAUGGUUUGAUCCAACUGCUGAUUUUCACACAUACUCCAUUCUUUGGAAUCCUCAACGCAUUGUUUUUUCUGUGGAUGGAACACCAAUAAGAGAAUUCAAGAACAUGGAAUCAAAAGGAGUUGCAUUUCCAAAGAAUCAACCAAUGAGGAUAUAUUCAAGUCUAUGGAAUGCUGAUGAUUGGGCAACAAGAGGUGGUCUUGUCAAGACAGAUUGGACAAAUGCUCCAUUCACUGCAUCAUAUAGGAAUUUCAAUGCAGAAACUACUUCAUCUAAUGCAUGGUUUACCCAACAAUUGGAUUCAACAAGUCAACAAAGAUUGAGUGAGGUUCAGAAGAAUUACAUGAUUUACAAUUAUUGCACUGACAUCAAAAGAUUUCCCCAAGGCCUUCCAACAGAGUGUACUGCAUCCUAAUUAAUAUCUUUCUAUAUUCCAAUAGCAACUAUAUACUUGUAGAUUUAUUCUUUCUUAGGCCUAUUCAAUUUAUUUUACUUGUAACGUGCUUCAUCUUAAUUCAUUUAUUCUUUGAUACACUAUAAUAAAUAUUCAGAUUUCUUUUCUUUCAA
Molecule: messenger RNA, 1052 nt
Organism: Medicago truncatula (barrel medic)
Lineage: Eukaryota; Viridiplantae; Streptophyta; Magnoliopsida; Fabales; Fabaceae
Product: probable xyloglucan endotransglucosylase/hydrolase protein 23
Biological process (GO): xyloglucan metabolic process; cell wall biogenesis
Cellular component (GO): cell wall; apoplast
Molecular function (GO): hydrolase activity, hydrolyzing O-glycosyl compounds; xyloglucan:xyloglucosyl transferase activity
Source: RefSeq, a predicted model, not a curated record